Molecule: messenger RNA, 940 nt
Organism: Metopolophium dirhodum (rose-grain aphid)
Lineage: Eukaryota; Metazoa; Arthropoda; Insecta; Hemiptera; Aphididae
Product: 52 kDa repressor of the inhibitor of the protein kinase-like
Exons: 5
Coding region: 69-920 (283 amino acids)
Molecular function (GO): protein dimerization activity
Source: RefSeq, a predicted model, not a curated record
AACUAUUUUCAUUUGUUCUCAAUGCGUUAGACAUUAUAUCUGAUUGGAAAGAAUCAACAGAUGCUGAAAUGCUUCAGAAAGCGUUAAAAGAUUCAGAGUUUAUGAUUUCUUUGAUUGUUAUAAAGGUAUUAUUUUCUUAUGGACUUCCGCUGUGUAAACAAUUGCAAAAAGUUCAAAUUGAUUUGAAAAAGACAAUACUCAUAGUAGAAAAUGUAAUAGCUACUUUAAAAUGUAUCAGAGAAAAUAAUGAAAUAGAAUUCAAAAUUAUCUAUAAUAAUGUCAAAAAAAUGGCAGAUGAUGUUGGAAUUGAAUUGCUAGAGAAAAGAAUUUCUUCUAAACAAACACAUAGAGCUAAUCCAAAUUUACAAAAUCAUUCUACCGAACAAUACUAUCGUGUAACAGUAUUUUUACCAUAUAUUGAUUACUUUAUAUCACAACUUACUGAGCGUUUUAUAAAUCAUAAAAGUAUUUUUGAAGGGUUCGAUUGCAUUUUUAAAACCCAGCCAUUGCCACUAGAGAUAAAUGACCGAGAACAAUUUAAUAAGCUUGUGAACAUAUAUUCACCCGUUGUAGAUAAAUUCAAUAGCAUAGCCGAAUUCAAUAUGUGGAAAACAAAACUAUUUACAGAUAAUAUCAUUCUUAGUUCAGGAUUACAGGCAUUAGAAAUUUGUGAUAAAGAAUUUUAUCCCAACAUUUACAUGUUGAUAAAAAUAUUUUGUACGCUUCCAGUGUCAACAACAACUCCUGAACGAUCAUUCUCUAAUUUAAAAAGAAUUAAAACUUAUCUCAGGAAUAGUAUGAAUGAAACUAGACUGAAUGGAUUGGCUCUAUUAGCAUGCCAUACAGAAACAAAGAUUACACCAGAUGAAGUCAUUGAUGAAUUGUCUCUGAAAAAUAGAAGACUGGAGUUUGUUUUGUAAAAUCACUGCAAAUAAAUGGC